Molecule: messenger RNA, 1071 nt
Organism: Saccostrea cuccullata (small rock oyster)
Lineage: Eukaryota; Metazoa; Mollusca; Bivalvia; Ostreida; Ostreidae
Product: histone H2B-like
Exons: 1
Coding region: 198-569 (123 amino acids)
Cellular component (GO): nucleosome
Molecular function (GO): DNA binding; structural constituent of chromatin; protein heterodimerization activity
Source: RefSeq, a predicted model, not a curated record
AUUUAAACACGCAGGCGGAUUGAAAUGUGUAGCCAAUCGGCACGACCGUAUCUUACACACUUUGUCGCGCGCCGAACAACACUAGUUUUCUCGAGGGUUCGUACUGUACUUGUCCGCCGUUAUCCGUCCGUGCGAUAUAUAAGCAGCGAAGCGCGAAUCGACACUCAUAGUUUUCAGUUUGUACACAUUCUGUCAACAUGCCACCCAAAGUCGGAUCUAAAGGAGCUAAGAAAGCAGCCACCAAGGCCAAGGCCCAGAGAACUGGGGACAAGAAAAAGCGCAGGAAGAGGAGGGAAUCCUACGCCAUCUACAUCUACAAGGUGUUGAAACAGGUCCACCCAGACACUGGUGUUUCCAGCAAGGCCAUGAGCAUCAUGAACUCUUUUGUCAAUGACAUCUUUGAGAGAAUCGCUGCCGAGGCCUCCCGACUCGCUCACUACAACAAGCGAUCAACCAUCACCAGCAGAGAGAUCCAGACCGCUGUCCGUCUCCUCCUGCCCGGUGAAUUGGCCAAACACGCCGUCUCUGAGGGAACCAAGGCUGUCACCAAAUACACCAGCAGCAAGUAAACUGCAACUUUGUAGUUCAUCAAAACAAAACGGCCCUUUUCAGGGCCACCCAAAUUUUUCGAAAAGAUGCCUGCAUUACGGUCUUGAGAAACGAAUGUGUAUAAGGUGUUUAUGGGUUGUGUUUACCUUGUUGAAUUAUUUUAUUCAUUUCUAAGUAACAUUAGUAUUAAAUUGUUGCUUUCGUUUAUAAUAUAUAACAAUUAUGAAUUAUUAGUGUUUAGUAACACCAACAAACUCACUUAGACACACACAAAACACAGUAUUCAGAAGAAUACUUGAAUAUUUAAUGCCCUUCAUUUAUGUACAUUAAAUAUUUACAGACAGUGAAUAAAAGAAAACAAAACAAAACAAAAAAAAUAUCAAGUCAAGGGCCCCACAGAACAAUUUAUUAACAUGAUUAUCACAUACGAAAACAAAUCUGUCUUAGGGCCAGUACACACAGUAAGUCGGGGAUCUUGAUUAAAGUAUUUAUUAAAUGAUGAUACUUAGGCAGCAUAGUAAU